Messenger RNA from Boleophthalmus pectinirostris (great blue-spotted mudskipper), 7309 nucleotides. RefSeq names its product NACHT, LRR and PYD domains-containing protein 12-like. The coding region runs from base 1856 to 5986 and encodes 1376 amino acids. NCBI's taxonomy places the organism in Eukaryota, Metazoa, Chordata, Actinopteri, Gobiiformes, Gobiidae. The record is from RefSeq and is a predicted model, not a curated record. The transcript has 18 exons. Gene Ontology annotation, molecular function: protein binding.
UGGAGUGACUCUUCUCUCUCUCUCUCUCUGAAGUGACUCCUCUCUCUCUGGAGUGACUCCUCUCUCUCUGAAGUGACUCCUCUCUCUCUGGAGUUGCCUCUGCAACUGCACAGGCUGCAGCACGCUUGGCCCGUUGGUACCCAUCAGCUGCCUCAGGAGUCCCACGAGCGAACAAGGCCCGAUAGGACUCCUUCUUCAGCUUGACGGCAUCCCUUACUUCCGGUGUCCACCACCGGGUUCAAGGAUUGCCGCCGCGACAGGCACCACAGACCUAACGCCCACAGCUCCGAGCAGCCACAUUGACAAUGGAGGUGGAGAACAGAGCCCACUCGGACUCCAUAUCUCCAGCCUCUCCUGGAAUCCGGGAGAAGUCCUCCUGGAGGUGAGAGUUGAAGGUCCCUCUGACAGAGGCUCCACCAGACGUUCCCAACAGACCCUCACUACACGCUUGGGCCUGCCAGGUCUUUCCGGCUUCCUCCUCCGCCAGCGAACCCAACUCACAACCAGGUGGUGAUCAGUUGACAGCUCAGCCCCUCUCUUCACCCGAGUGUCCAAGACACGCAGCCGGAGAUCAGAUGACACGACGACAAAGUCGAUCAUCGACCUCCGGCCUAGGGUGUCCUGGUGCCACGUGCACUUAUGGACACCCUUGUGCUCGAACAUGGUGUUUGUUAUGGACAAACUGUGAUUAUCACAGAAGUCCAAUAACAAAACACUGCUCGGGUUCAGAUCAGGGAGAACGUUCCUCCCAAUCACCGCUCUCCAAGUGUCACUGUCAUUGCCCACGUGGGCGUUGAAGUCCCCCAGGAGAACAACGCAGUCCCCGGUUGGUGCACUGUCUAGUACCCCUCCCAGGGACUCCAAGAAGGCCGGGUACUCUGCACUGCUGUUCGGCCCGUAGGCCGACACCACAGUGAGAGACCUGUCCCCGACCCGAAGGCGCAGGGACACGACCCUCUUGUUCACUGGGGUGAACUCCAACACACGGCAGCUGAGCUGUGCCCGGCCGGGCCCCGUGGGGGCCACCAGAUGACGCCGUCGUGCUCCUACCCCAGGCCUGGCUCCAGGGUGGGGCCCCGGUAACGCCAUUCCAGGCAACAUAACUGGCCUCUGUGUUGCACUCAUCAUAAGGGGCUUCUGAACCGUUCUUCGUCUGACCCGUCCCCCAGGACCUGUUUGCCUUGGGUGACCCUACCAGGGGCAUGAAGCCCCCGACAACAUAGCUCCCGGGAUCAUUCGGGCACUCAAACCCCUCCACCACGAUAAGGUGACGGUUCAAGGAGGGGCCAAUGCUAGUCAUGUCCAUUCAAACACUGUAAGUCUUUAUUUAUACAGCGCUUUUCACAGACAUUUUUUGGUCACAAAGACGCUUUACAGAACAUUACAUUCAGCAUUAUCAAUUCACUCUAUUCCUGGUGAUGGUAAGCUACUGUUGUGGCCACAGCUGCCCUGGGGCAGACUGACAGAAGCGCACUGUCAUGCCAAUCGGCGCCAACAGUCCCACCGACCACCACCAUCACUUACACACAGUGUGGGUGAAGUGUCUAGCCACUAGCACCAGUGCUAAUUUCCACCUGUCAGCUUCAUUGAUUGUAUUUAACUGACCUUGACUAUCAACUGUUCAUGGAGACCUGUAGCAUGUUUUGGUUUGAUGGGGGAAACCGGAGCACCUGGAGGAAACCCAUCCAGACACAGGGAGAAACAUGAACACACAGAAAGGCCCGGGUGACCCGGGAGCCUUCUUGCUGUGAGGCAUGAGUGCUAGUGCUAGUGCUCAGCCACCGUGCUGCCACUGUCAAGACAGAGUGCAGAGUCUCCAGUCUCCAGCUGUUUGUCAGUGAAGAGCGACUGGUCCAUGGAAAGACCUCCAGAGUUUAGAGCUGAACCUCCUCCAAACACUUUACAGAGUGCAGAGCGUCCAGUCUCCAGCUGUUUGUCAGUGAAGAGCGACUGGUCCAUGGAAAGACCUCCAGAGUUUAGAGCUGAACCUCCUCCAAACACUUUACAGAGUGCAGAGUCUCCAGUCUCCAGCUGUUUGUCAGUGAAGAGCGACUGGUCCAUGGAAAGACCUCCAGAGUUUAGAGCUGAACCUCCUCCAAACACUUUACAGAGUGCAGAGCGUCCAGUCUCCAGCUGUUUGUCAGUGAAGAGCGACUGGUCCAUGGAAAGACCUCCAGAGUUUAGAGCUGAACCUCCUCCAAACACUUUACAGAGUGCAGAGUCUCCAGUCUCCAGCUGUUUGUCAGUGAAGAGCGACUGGUCCAUGGAAAGACCUCCAGAGUUUAGAGCUGAACCUCCUCCAAACACUUUACAGAGUGCAGAGCGUCCAGUCUCCAGCUGUUUGUCAGUGAAGAGUGACUGGUCCAUGGAAAGACCUCCAGAGUUUAGAGCUGAACCUCCUCUAAACACUUUAGCAGUGUCUCCAGCUCACAGAGAUUUGUCACUGAAGAGAGAUGGAUCAAAGAUGAACUUAAGUUGUGAAUCUGCACCUUCAGAAACUAUAGAGGAGACACGGCAGAUUGAAGAUUCAGACAUGGUCCUUGAAUCCUGUCUGUAUGAAUAUAAGCAGAUUCUGCAGAAGAGAAGUGAGAGUGUGACUGAGGGAAUGGACAGAGCUGCUCCUCAGGCCUCUUUAAACAGCAUCUACACAGAGCUGUACAUCACAGAGGGCCAGAGGCCUGAGACCAAGGCCCAACACGAGGUCAUCUGGCUGGAGACAGUCACAGUGGAGGACGCAGUGCAAGACUCUGUGAUCAGGUGCAGUGACAUUUUUAAGGCCUUCACUGAAGAGCAGCGGACCCUCAGGCUGGUGCUGACCAGUGGAGUGGCUGGAGUGGGGAAGACCUUCUCAGUCCUGAAGUUCUGUCUGGACUGGGCCCAGGGCUCAGAGAACCAGGAUCUGGACCUGGUGCUGCCGCUGUCCUUCAGAGAGCUAAACUUGACCAGAGAGGGGCGCUACAGUCUGCUGGAGCUCAUACAGGUGUUCCACCCCUCCCUGAGCACUCUCUCGGCUCAGACUCUGCUCCAUCGUAAAGUCCUGUUGAUCUUUGACGGCCUGGAUGAGAGUCGGCUGCCUCUGGACUUCUACUGUGAGGUCAUCUCUGAUGUCACACAGAAGUCAGAGGUCAACAUACUGCUAGUGAACCUCAUCAAUGGGAAGUUGCUUCCUGCUGCCCUUUUAUGGAUCACCUCCAGACCGGCAGCAGCCAAUCAGAUCCCUGCUCAUCAUGUGCACAGGGUCACAGAGGUGCGGGGCUUUGUCACUGAUGCUCAAAAAAAACAGUAUUUCACUAAGAGGUUCUCUGACCAGCAGCAGUGUGACACUGUCCUGUCCCACAUCAGAGGCUCCCACAGCCUCCACACCAUGUGCCAGAUCCCAGUCUUCUGCUGGAUCACAGCCACCGUCCUGGACCACAUGAUGAACACCGAGCAGAAGGACACACUCCCCCAGACCCUCACUGACCUGUACGCACACUUCCUGAUGGGUCAGAGCUGGAGAAAGAGACUCAAGUAUCCACAAGACUCAGAGAAGCAGGGACAGCCUGGCACUGAGCUGUCAGUGGAUGACAGAACACUGCUGCUGAGGCUGGGCAGGCUGGCCUUCGAGCAGCUGGAGGCAGGAAACCUCCUGUUUUAUGAAGAAGAUCUGAAGCAUGUGGGUUUGAACGUCACGGACGCUGUAGUUCAGGUCGGAGUUUGCUCAGAGAUAUUCAUAAGAGAUUGUGUCUUACUUGACAAACCAAUCUACUGCUUCAUUCACCUGAGUGUCCAGGAGUUUCUGGCUGCAGUUUAUCUGAUUCACACCUACAUAGAGUCAAAUGUCUUGAAAUGGAUUCUGCGAAAUGACCGUCAGCAUCCAACUAUCACCAUUUUUCUCAGAAAAGUCAUGAAAAAAUCUCUUAAAAGUAAAACUGGCCACCUGGACCUGGUUGCACGGUUCCUUCAUGGUCUCUGCCUUGAGUCCAACCUGAAAGUCCUGCAGGGACUUCUGGGUCAGUUGGAAAUGGAUGUAGAAACAACAGAGAAAGUCGUAAAUAAUCUGAAGGAAAUGAACGUGGCCCAGGUCUCUGCUGACAGAAGCAUCAACCUCAUCCAUUGUUUGAUGGAGAUGAGAUACAACGUCCAAGAGGAGAUCCAAGUUCUCCUGAAGGCACAGAGAAAGUCCACCAGACUGUCAGAUAUCCAGUGCUCAGCCUUGUCCUACAUGCUGCAGUUCUCAGAGGAGGUUAUUGAGGAGUUCGACAUGAGGAGCUACAGCGUGUCACAACAAGGCAAAGAGAGACUGGUGCCUUGUGUAAGAAACUGCAGAAAGGCUGUAUUGGACUGUCAGCCAUCAGAUGUUAACGCUGAGAUUGUGGCAUCUGCUCUGAGUUCUGACCCCUCCCACCUGCAGGAGCUGGAGCUGAUGUCCAUCCAGGACUCAGGGCUGAAGAUCCUGUGCUCUGGACUGCAGAAUCCCAACUGUCGACUGCAGACUCUGAGGCUGAGAUGGGACCAGGGAUCAGCGUGCUGCUUAACACCUCUGGUGUCAGCUUUGAAGUCCAACCCCUCACACCUCAGAGAGCUGAGUCUAAUGAACAUCCACUCACUGGAGUCAUACAUGGAGCAGCUGUGUGAGUUCCUGCAGAGUCCAGACUGUUGCCUGGAAACACUCAGAUAUAUGAACUGCACUUGGACGCAGAUGAGCUGUUCUGUUUUGGCCUCAGCUCUGAAAACUAACCCUGCUCACGUGAAAGAACUGGAUUUAAGGAAUAAUGACCUGGACUCAGGAGUGGAGCAUCUGUGUGAGUUUCUGAAGAGUCCAGACUGUCAUCUGAAGACAUUGAGAUUGAGAAUGUGCAGUUUGUCAGAGUCCAGCUGUUCCUCUCUGGGCUCUGCUCUCACGUCAAACCCCUCACACCUGAAAGAACUGGACCUCAGUGCAAACAGUGAUAUAAAGGACUCAGGAGUGGAGCAUCUGUGUGGAUUUCUGCAGAGUCCAGACUGUCGACUGGAGACUCUCAGAGUGAAGUCCUGCAGUUUGUCAGAGUCCAGUUGUUCCUCUCUGGCCUCUGCUCUGACGUCAAACCCCUCACACCUGAGAAAACUGGAACUCAGUGAAAACAGUGAUAUAAAGGACUCAGGAGUGGAGCAUCUGUGUGGAUUUCUGCAGAGUCCAGACUGUCGACUGGAGACUCUCAGAUUGUCCAGCUGCAGUUUGUCAGAGUCCAGCUGUUCAUCUCUUGCCUCUGCUCUAAAUUCUAACCCCUCACACCUGAGGGAACUGAACCUCAGUGAAAACAGUGACAUAAAGGACUCAGGGGUGGAGCAUCUGUGUGGAUUUCUGCGGAGUCCAGAUUGUCGACUGGAAAAUCUGAGAUUGUCCAGCUGCAGUUUGUCAGAGUCCAGCUGCUCCUCUCUGGCCUCUGCUCUGAAGUCUAACCCCUCACACCUGAGAGCACUGGACCUCAGUGAAAACAGUGAUAUAAAGGACUCAGGGGUGGAGCAUCUGUGUGGAUUUCUGCAGAGUCCAGACUGUCGACUAGAAAAACUGAGAUUAUGUUCCAGUGGAAUAUCAAGAUCCAGUUUCUCUUCCAUUAAAACGAUUCUGAAGUCUGGGUCAUCGUUGCUGAAAGAGCUGAGCUUGACUGUUGAUGGAGAUCCACUUUCUGACGAGAAGGACCUCGACCGGAUUGGAACCUGUCACCUGGACAUUACUUUUAUAUCAUUUGCACAUGGAGUGAUGUAUCAUAGUGAUGAUGACUAUGAUUAUAGAAACGAUGACUACGACGACAGAGACGAUUACGACGACAGAGACGAUUACGACGACAGAGACGAUUACGACGACAGAGACGACGACUACGACGAUAGAAACGAUGACUACGAUGAUAGAUACGAUGACUACGAUGAUAGAAACGAUGACUACGACAAUUAUGACGAUAGAAACGAUGACUACGAUGAUAGAUACGAUGACUACAACGAUGGACAUGAUUACUAUGAUGAUUGAAGCGAUUAAUUCACUAUGACAAUAGAAACUAUGACUACACCACUAAAAACGAUGAAUGCAAUGAUGGAAACAAUGACCACAACGAUGGAAACAAUAACUAUGAUGAUAAAAACUAUUACUAUGACUAUAUAUGAGAUUAUCUUUUCAAAGUGUUCCUUUCAUUUUUGAGCAGUGUAUAUGGAAUUAUGGAGCAAGUGAAAAAGUUAAAUAACUCUUUUAUAUUCAAAUCCUUGAUGUAGCCACCUUUUUCUUCAAAAACAUACAUAAUUCCAUAUAUCAUACUUCAUAUAAUUGAUGUCUUCUGUAUGUAUAAAAUGUAGAAAGUAGGAAAAAGAAGUAAACAAAACUUUGAAUGAAAGGGUGUGUCCAAACUUUUGACUGGUUGUGUAUGUGCAUUUUGUACAAAACCUCCAUUGAUCAAAAUCAAAUCUAACUUUUUUCUAAUUCUUAACACAGUGUACUGAGUUAGUGUUGUUUGUUUCUGUUUCCAUUUAAACUGAUCCAAUGAGGUCACUCCCAUUUCACUUUAUAGAGAGUUGUGCUUGUAACUGAGUAAAAAUACACAAGUGCUUUUUGCAGUGAUUUUAUUCCUAUUUUUAUUGCAUGUUUUAUUUGUGUGCUUUUAUUUUGAAAUUAUUUUUUUCUGCGCAUGCUUUGUGGUUUCACUUCCUGUUUUUAAUGACCUUUUUUCUCUGUAAUUCCACUCAUGACUGGAAACUAAACCAGGACUAAAACAGGACUAAACCCGGUCUAAACCCCAAACUAAACCAGGUCUAAACCAGGACUAAAACAGGACUAAACCAGGUCUAAACCAGGACUAAAACAGGACUAAACCAGGACUAAACCCAGAUCUAAACUAGGUCUAAACCAGGACUAAAACAGUACUAAAACAGGACUAAACCAGGACUAAACCAGGUCUAAACCAGGACUAAACCAGGUCUAAACCAGGACUAAACCAGGUCUAAACCAGGUCUAAACCAGGACUAAACAGGACUAAAACAGAUCUAUACCAGGACUAAACCAGGACUAAAUCAUGCUGUGUGGACGUGUCUCCUCGUCUUCUAUCAAUAAUAUUUUUAAUUUGGUUAAGUAAAGACUCGGCUUUUUUAUUUUCUUUUAGCAGACAAAACAUCUUAUGUUACGAUUUCCUCAUCUUUGCUUCUCUACAGCAAAUCAAGUAAUCCAAAGUAUUCAGAUUACGUUACAAACUACAUUUUGGGAUCUGUAAUCUGUAGUGGAAUACAUUUUAAAAGUAAACUUCCCAACACUGGUUUUACCUCACUGAUUGUUUUUUUUUUAUGUAAAUAAAUGUAUUGUAUUGUU